Molecule: messenger RNA, 2572 nt
Organism: Leptinotarsa decemlineata (Colorado potato beetle)
Lineage: Eukaryota; Metazoa; Arthropoda; Insecta; Coleoptera; Chrysomelidae
Source: RefSeq, a predicted model, not a curated record
AUGUUGAACAAUUCACGGAAAACCAGCUUCAAGCUGGUCGCCAUAACGUUGUUAGUAAUUUUUCAAAAAAGUGAAUCAAGAGUUGUUUUCUCCGGAUUUUCGGUGAGAACGGCUUCAGAGGACCUUAGUGUCGCAGCUGCUGAACCUAGACCUAUAUUCGAAGAGGUUGCGCUUCCAUUAAUAUCGGAAAAAGAUGUAGUUAGUGAGGCAAGUGAAAAAGUGGAAAAAAUACUGCAGAAGCCUAUGGCGUUCUCUUAUAGAAAAUCUGUGCCAACGGCACUGCCAGAUGCAGAAGUUAAAGAAUCUCGUAUCGAUCAGGUGGACCAGAAACCCGAUUCUGUGGAUUAUUACAAAUAUCUCAAAAGAGUCGAGUCGGAAAACGAAAAUGAUGGAGCAAACGAAGAAAUUCGCCCAAAGAUCCUAACUGAUGGCGAUAAUGUUAAUCACGAUGAGCAUCGAGAAGACAGUGAAGAUUUGACAGCUACUCGUAGUCAGUCGAAUUUAGAAGACGAAGAUGAUCAUCAAGCCUUAAGAAACGAUGAGGCUGAGCGUGACCUGGAAAACGAAAAUGAGGAUGUGGAAUAUCAGGUUGAAAACUAUGAGGUACAGGAAAAAAGCCACGAAGGCGCAGGAAAAGGACAUGGCGGAAAGGGUAAACAUGGAGGCAGUAACCAUGGUGGUGGCGGGCAUGGGGGUGGUGGACAUGGAGGAAGCAACCAUGGAGGUAGUGGUCAUAAAGGAAGUGGCCAUGAGGGUGGUGGAUCUGGUCAUGGAGGAAGUGGCCAUGGGGGCGGUAGUCAUGGAGGAAGCGGUCAUGGAGGUGGCGGUCAUGGUGGAGGCGGUCAUGGAGGUGGUGGCCAUGGGGGCGGUGGUCAUGGAGGAAGUGGUCAUGGGACUGGUGGUCACGGAGGAAGCAGCCAUGGGGGUGGUAGUCAUGGAGGUGGUGGAAAAGGCGGGAGCGGUCAUGGCGGUGGUGAUCAUGGCGGAAGUGGUAGUCAUGGAGGCGGAGGUCAUGAAGGAGGCGAUUCUGGUGAUGGGACAUUUGAGAAGGGUGGUGGCAAGGAAUACCAUUCCGAACACGAGGGAUCCCACGGAGAAAAGAGCGAAAAGGGUUAUGAAGGACAUCAUCAUGAUGAAAAAGGAAGUGAAGGGUAUCACGACAAAGAACAUCACCAAAGCGAACACGAAGAAAUGGGAGGUCUUAAAGAGGAACACCACCAUGAAGAUGGAUACGAUAGCGAGAAGCAUCAUGAAGAAAAAGGGGAGAAGGGAUCAAAGUUUCACGAAGAAGGUGAACAUUCCAAAGGACACAGUACAAAGGGAGAACAUAAUAUACGUAAAAAGGAAGAGUAUGAGAAGAAACAGGAAUUUUUCGAUGAAGACGGCGAUGAAGGAGAUUUUGAAAAACAUGGAGAAUAUUACCAUGAAGAUGGCUUCCAUAAAGGAGGUUUUGAAAAAGGCGGAACUAAAAAUGGAGGAGAAGAAAAAAGUCUCUACGGAAAGAAGCACCAUCACGAAAAAGGAGGGCACUAUAAGGAUGUUAAAGGACACAAAGAUGGUUCAGGUCAUGACUCACAUCAUGAUCACGUUACCAAGCAUGGAAAGAAAGAAACUCAUUCCGGAGGCAAGAAAUGGGGGUACAAAGAAGGUACUGGUGAUGGUGGACAUGGGGGAGGAGGAGGGGGGCAUAAACAUGGGGGAGGAGGAGGUGGACAUGGGCAUGCCGGUGGAGGUAGUGGACAUGGGGGAGGAGGAAGUGAACAUGGGCAUGCCGGUGGAGGUAGUGGACAUGGCCAAGGAGGAGGUAGUGGUCAUGGUAAAGGAGGUGGCGGACAUGGACAUGGCGGAGGCCAUGAGGGUGGUAGUGGAGGAAAUCAUGGUGGACACAAGCACAGCUCAGGAGGAAGUGGAAAAUAUUCCGUACAUGAAAAAGCUGAAGAAAACAUACCAAGUGAACAUAUUGAAUCUCUUACUUCUCUCGAUGAUUACAAAGAUGACAUUCAAGAAGAUCUCUUGGAUGAUGUAAAUGAAAGUGAAAUAAAUACCGAAGAGAAAGAAAGUGGUAGUAUUCAAGAGGAGGCCGAACCAAAUUCUGUUAAAGAAGAAAGUACCGCUCUUGAAAGCAACGAUGAAGAUUAUGAGGAGGGACAUGAAAGCAGAGGUUCGAAAGUGAUAGCUGAGAGAAAUCACUUGAAGAAAUUGAAACCAGAUGCUUCAGAUAAUGAAGCACUUGAAGAUGAGAAUUUUGAAGUGAGUGAUGCAGGUGAAAUAACGAAAGAUGAGCAAGGUGCCUAUAAAAAAUAUCUUCUCGGUGAUUAUAAAACUCGCAGAAGCCCAAACGUCCAAAGAAGUAAACCUAAGUCAAUAAGCAACUCUGAACAGGAGGCAGAAUCUCGAAUUGUUGCACAAGCUGAUAAGAACCCGGAUAGUCAGGCUUCCGAUGGUCUUGUUCAAUACACUAAAGGCAAAAUGGAUCCCAUAAUUGUAGCAGACUUCAAUAACGAUGCUGAUAUUUGAAAACUGAAAUUGUUUUAUAACAAGUGACCAAAAUGUGAUGAUAUUGUUUUAUGUU